Messenger RNA from Aspergillus steynii IBT 23096, 5712 nucleotides. RefSeq names its product putative sister chromatid cohesion protein Mis4. NCBI's taxonomy places the organism in Eukaryota, Fungi, Ascomycota, Eurotiomycetes, Eurotiales, Aspergillaceae. Gene Ontology annotation, biological process: replication-born double-strand break repair via sister chromatid exchange; establishment of protein localization to chromatin; regulation of gene expression. The record is from RefSeq and is a predicted model, not a curated record. Gene Ontology annotation, molecular function: chromatin binding. The transcript has 4 exons. Gene Ontology annotation, cellular component: Scc2-Scc4 cohesin loading complex. Bases 178 to 5484 code for a protein of 1768 amino acids.
CUCCGCCGUGCAAAAAAGCAUUGGGCCUGUCGUUUGUUGGGUAUGGGAUUCCGCUCUCUUGCCUGAUAGCCAUGUCUUGGGGCAGAGCAUGUCUCUUUCUCUCCCAGUUCACUCCUACUCGUCUCACUUCCAUCCUACUCCUCCCUUAAGGGGAUCUUCCUUCCGCCAGACCAGACCAUGGACCCAACCCGGCAUCCGGCCGUGCAGGUCGUCAUCAAUGGCCGUCCUCAGGCGCAGCCUCACCAUGUCGCUGGCCUUCCGCCGCGUCGGGAUCGCCCGUUGUUUGUAGAGGAGGCUUUGCAGUACUCUCCCAUGUCUAGCUCUCCCGUCUUCGGCUUAGACUGUAUCAUACGCCCGGACGUUGGUCGCCCUCCGAACACAACCUCCAUCAAUCAUAUUCUUCAAUCCGGUCGUACGGCCUUGAAUGACCUCAACGGCGAGAUCGAAUCUGGACGUGAUGAUCGGUUGGAGACGUCGCGCGAAUACCUGCAGCAGUUGUUGGACGGGGACCACUUGACUGAAUUUAAGUUUAAGCUCCCUGCAGGCAUCGGCAGUUCCCACCAUCCGACGUCCGGUCCUGAGCAGGCUUCCGGCCGCGAUAAUCUUGGCUCAUUUGCAAAGAUGAUGCUGGAUUCUACGGAUAUAGCAUUUCGAUAUCCCACUGUACCCCAGGCGGAAACCGGAAAGCUUCCUCAGACGCCGAAUUCCUGGAACCAGAAAGCACAUGCGGCAAACAAGUCAACGCCCGCGUCUUAUCACCAGCAGGGCCCUCAAACAAGCCAUCUAUCCGUCGUUAUCCCAGUAAAACCUAUCCCAUCUCAUGACAACCGGGGCGCGUCAAAGAGAAGAAAGCUCAAUGCGGAAGGGGAGGAUAGUCUCGCCUCGAUACGUUUGAAAGACCAGAAGGAGGAAGCAGACGCGGCUUUGGUAAAGCUGCAAGAUCUUCUCCAUGAGGUAUUCGAGGCCGAGGAUCAACUCGAGCCAGGAACAUCGAAUGUAGCUGCUGAUCAAUCGAACCCCGUCUUCGCUGCGGCUCAUGCGCUCGAGGUCAGUGGGCCCAUCCUCUCUUCGGAUGCGCAUAGUCGCCUUCAGAAGGCUAUGAAAAAAGUUGUUGGCUUCAAAAGGCUUCAAGAUAUCCCCUCCGACUACCUGAAAAGAAUCCAGAAACUUUGUGAAAAGCCCAUUAUUGCUGCGCAGUCACCAGAUCUGAGAUUAGACGAUCCUUCGAACGAAGGUGAAGCUCAAGAGUGGUUAAAGAAGUUGGAAGAUAUACAUAAUGCCCUUCUUGCUGUCGGCACGUUGCUGCAAACGAUGUCGGGCUCGCAGACCGAGCGGGAUCUUUGCCCCGAGGAUCUGAUCGAGGCCAUCCCGAACGUACUUAACCAGUCCUUUGAUCACUGUAUUAUUCCCGCUGUGGAAGCGCGCCCCAAUGGUAAGGAUGGGAAGCUCUUCGAAUUCUUUUCCGCCCAGAGGCGAGCCAUUGGGGCCGUGAUCCAGCAAGACAAAAAAGUUCUUUCUCUUUUCGCUGAUUUCCUCUCUCGCAUCGAUGUCUCCGAGGGUACAGUAACGGCAACGGAAUUCUUUGCCGCCAAACUGAUCUUCGUGGAGAAUGCACACACGGAGAAAGACUCCGCGGUAGGAUUCCAAAAGUACGAGUCUGUCCGGCGUGGUGCAAUGGAUGUCCUUGCAAAGAUCUUUUCCAAAUAUCCCGAUCAACGACCUUUUAUCCUUGAUGAAAUUCUAGUGUCAUUAGAGAAACUUCCAUCCACGCGACAAAGCGCCAGGCAGUUCAAACUCUCUGACGGAAAGAGCAUCCAGCUACUCACGGCGUUAGUGAUGCAACUUGUGCAGACGACUGCGUUGGAGGUUCCAUCUUCUAGAAACGCGACAACAAAGCGAAAGCUACCUGCGUCUGGUGAUGAUGCUGAAGAAGACGAUGACGAGCCUCUUGGGAACGAAAAUGGAAUGGACGACGACUCUGAAAUCUCACUAGAACAACUCGCGACCAAGGUCAAUCGCCUUUACGAUAAUGCAGUUCGCAGCGCCCAGUAUAUCGUCAAAUUCAUUGUGCAGCGGGCAAUGACAUCUACCAAGACCGGCGACCAGCCCUACCGCAAUAUCCUCGAUCUUUUUACGGAAGACCUAAUUGGGGUGCUGGGUUCGACCGAUUGGCCAGCGGCUGAAUUGCUUCUUCGCAUCAUGGCCUCCCACAUGGUUGGUAUAGCCGACCUAGAUAAGAGUCCCGCUACCGCAAAAAGCAUGGCUCUGGAAUUGCUAGGAUGGAUGGGCUCCGCAAUAUCCGAUCUCAUUGUGACCGCCCAACAUCUGCUUCCAGGGAUGGAGGAGUCCGACAGUGAUCUCACCGAUUAUCUACGACAACUGUUCGACGAUUAUUCGAAUCGUGCUUUGCAUCCUCAGGAUCUCGUGGUCGCCGAGGGACCUUACCGAAUGACGUUGGAGUACUUCAUACAAGAUCGCAACUCCGAUACCUGGCAGCUCACCAGCGCUCGGGGCUAUUUUCUUGCGCAAUGGGCGAAGACCUUCUGCUCCGUUUACUACAACCCCGAGGACAAGGAUGAAGUUACCUACGAUGAUGAGACUGAGGACCUGGUCGACCUUUUUGCGAGACUGUUGUCGGACCCGCUGUGGUUGGAGACUCACAAACAUUUUGACGGCAUACCUUCCGCACAUGGAAAAUUUGCCUACAUUCUAACGGUUUUGAACUCGAGCUUCUGCAAAGCUUUUGACACGAUCCUGAAGGUUCUCCUCAACUCAAUCACCAGUGAUCAAGCCAAGGUCCGCAGCCGCAGUCUGAAGAGUGUAAUCUACAUGCUCGAGAAAGACCCGAGUCUUCUGGACAGAGAUGCCUCUGUAAUGCGUGUGAUCCUGCGGUGCGCAACCGAUGCAUCUCCCAUGGUGCGCGAUUCCGCACUUUCUUUGAUCGCCAAAUGCAUUACUCUGAAGCCAAAGCUGGAAGAAGACGGGUGCCGCAGUAUUCUGACCUGCGCUGCCGACGCCACUGCGGGUGUGAGAAAGCGCUGUAUAGGCUUACUCAAAGACAUCUAUCUCAAGACCUCUCGCACUGAGCUCAAACUAGCGAUACUCGACAGCUUUCUUCAGCGGACGGGGGAUCUCGAGGAAAGUGUAGCUUCACUGGCACGCCAGACAUUCGAAGAAAUUUGGCUGGCGCCAUUCUACGAGGUGGUCGACUCCGCACAGGAUGGCCCGAAAUUGCAGGUUGGCCUCGGCGAACGAGUUACGCUGAUUGUCAAGUUGGUGCAACGGAGCGAAACAGCUCUUGAGACCCUCGGGGAUUGCCUCAAGAAGAUCCUAUCCGAUAAAUCCAAGUCCGCUUCUCUGAACUUCAAAGUUUGCAAGGCGCUGGUAUCCACGAUGUUCGAGAAGCUAGUUGAGGGCAACGACGCUUCGGGCAAGGAGUUCCAGCAAGCUCUAUUGCAAACCAUCACUGUUUUUUCAAAGGCCAACGCCAAACUUUUCCGGCCCGAUCAGCUCGAAACCCUGCACCCUUACAUUGGACAUCUUGCCACGGCGGAGGAUCUCUUUCUGUUCCGGUCCGUGGUAGUUAUAUACCGUUGUGUCUUGCCAUUCCUAUCCGCCGCGCAUCACACCCUUCUCAAGGAAGUUCAGAACGAUCUUUUCAAAAGCGUUGCUAAACUUGCUCGCUCCGAGCUCAACGAAGUUAUGGCCUGUCUUUGGACCAUCAACGGAGUGCUUCACAACACAGACAGACUUGUGAAGCUGACUAUCUCCGUUCUGAAACCUAUACAGCACUACAAGAACAUUGACCUUUCGGAUACUGCCAAUACAGCCGUCCUGGCGAGGGCCAAAAGUUAUAUACGAAUCGCGGGUUGCGUUGGCCGGCACUGCGACCUCGAAAAAUACGAACCGCACUUCAAAAAUGCGUUCCCUGCUUGGAACGGGGGCUCCGUCGCCGGCUUGAUGGUUGACGCCAUUAUGCCUUUCACUCUUCCUCGACAGCCGCUUGAAUUGAGAGUGAUGGCCCUCGAAAGUUUGGGCUCAAUUUGUCAAUCCUGGCCGGGCCAGUUCAGCCGGGAAGAACCUCGAAAGAUACUGAGCAUGGUGUUCAAGGAGGAUAACCCUAGCCUCCAAAACAUCGUGUUGAGGGCAUUUGCGGAUUUCUUUGCGAUGCACGAGGGUCGGGCCGAGAAGUCGGUCAUGCCCGUUGCAGAAGUUGCAGAUCAAGAGAAUUCCACCAGACUCGGAGGGUCCUUGAAAGCCAGCGACAACGACGGAGCGGCUGCGUUGAUUGCGCAACACUUCCUACAAAGCAUGCUUCGUGUGGCACAAUCGCGACAGGAUUCGUACGCCUUGACUGCCAUCGAGCUGAUAGCCAGCAUCAACCGACAAGGUCUUGUCCACCCGAAGGAAUGCGCGGGCGUUUUGGUUUCCUUGGAAACAUCGACCGUCCCGGCCAUCGCCAAAAUUGCCUUUGACACUCAUAAAAUGCUGCACCAGCAGUAUGAAUCCAUGUUCGAAAGAGAAUACAUGCGGGCCGUCCAGGAGGCGUUCUAUUAUCAGCGAGAUAUAGUGGGGGACUCUAGCGGUGCGCUCAGCCGCCCGUUCGUUGCUAAACUCGCGCCGUUGUUUGAGAUCGUCAAGAUCAGCAACAGUCGGUAUCAGAAAAAGUUUCUCGCGAACCUGUGUGCCAAGGUCGAUUUUGAAUUGAAAAAACUCGACUUUACGGGCGACCCUCCGGAGCACCUUCUGCUGGCUCGGUUUGUGUCACAGAAUCUUGCGUUCUUUGACUAUGCCCAGCAUACUGAGCUGGUGCCCACGAUUGGAUGUAUGGAACGCAUCGUGUCUGCAACUGGUACGGUCGUGGCCCAUUCCAUUGAGACGGAGAUAUUCCCAGCCAAGCUAGAGCCUCCGCAGGUUCCUCAGGUUGACGGAUUUUCCAUGCCCGUGGUUGAAGCUCCCGGGGUGAUGGCGCCUCCGCAGCAGGUCAACCCCGAAACUCUGAGGCUACUUGCUACUGCAGCUGCAUCCCUGUCGAUGCUCUGGGAAGCUCGAACGCACCUUCGCCGUCUCUACGGCGUCACAGCGCACGUGCGAGACAAGGGUAACAAAGCUGCAAAGGAUCUUCACAAAUCAGCGACCAAGGUCCACGGGAUAACUGGGGACAAAUUCUGGGACGCCAUCCAACGCAACUUCGCCACGCUAGACAGCGAGGAAAACAUGAUCAACAAGUGCCGAGAGUUCUCGACGCUACUUGCCAUUGACGAUGAAUUCAAAAUCGGGCAGGAUGAGGAUGCAGACGGGGAAAGUCUUGACGACAUGGAUGAUGGCGGUACGGCAGGGGCCCUGGCCGCCGCACCGCGCCCUGCCAAAAGAAAGAACUCGAUCCCAGGACAAAAUCCUUCCAAGCGACCCCGUGGGAGGAAACCUGGAUCGGGAAAGAAACGGGCCAGCACGGAGCCCGAAGAAGACCUGGAUUGGAACUGAGAGAGGUGGGUUCCAUCCAGUUGAUUUGUUUUUUUAGCUCAUAAACGUCGCAUAUGGGAAAGGAGAUUGGCGUUCGGAAUAUCCGGCAUGAUUUCGUUUAUUUUGCGACAUCUAUAUUUGCUUUUUCUGUGUUUUAGGGACGGCAUGGGAGGCUCAUUUCGUUGAUUUCAUAUUUUCUUAUCUUCUUAAUUCUUCCUGUUAUUUCACUUCUCUUGAUUUACCUUUUAC